Vanderwaltozyma polyspora DSM 70294 is the source of this 1158-nucleotide messenger RNA. RefSeq lists its product as uncharacterized. The record is from RefSeq and is a predicted model, not a curated record. NCBI's taxonomy places the organism in Eukaryota, Fungi, Ascomycota, Saccharomycetes, Saccharomycetales, Saccharomycetaceae. Gene Ontology annotation, biological process: cell wall organization; carbohydrate metabolic process. Gene Ontology annotation, molecular function: glucan endo-1,3-beta-D-glucosidase activity; 1,3-beta-glucanosyltransferase activity. The transcript has a single exon. Gene Ontology annotation, cellular component: fungal-type cell wall; extracellular region; cell surface. Bases 1 to 1158 code for a protein of 385 amino acids.
AUGCGUUUCUCUCAUUUAUUAACUUCCGCUUCUUUAAUCUCUGCUGCCGUCGCUGCUCCUGUUGUUGGCCACGAACACAAGAACAAACGUGAUGUUGUCACCACCACCGUCAAGAACUUGGUCACCGUCCAAGUCACCAUGAACCCAGACGGUUCUGUCAUGAACAACGCCGAAGUCCCAGCUGCUCAAGCCGCUCCAGCUGCCACUCAAGUCGCUCAAGCUCAAGUCCAAGCUCAAGCCGAAACUCCAGUUGCUCAGGCUGAAGUUCAAGCUCAAGCUGCCUCCACCCAAGCUCAAGCUCAAGCUGCUUCCACCCAAGCUGCCGCCUCCACCCAAGCUGCUGCCUCAACCCAAAACCAACAAUCUACCGAUUCUUCAAGUUCUGGUUUCAGUGCUGCUGCCAGAGGUGUCACCUACUCUCCUUACACUGCCAACGGUAACUGUAAGUCUGCUUCUGAAGUCGCCUCUGAUGUCGCUCAAUUGAAAGAUUUUGGUAUGAUUAGAUUGUACGGUGUCGACUGUAACCAAGUCGCCAACGUCUUGCAAGCUAAGGCCUCUAACCAAAAGUUAUUCUUGGGUAUCUUCGACAUGGGUAACAUCGAAUCUGGUGUCCAAACCAUCUCUUCCGCUAUUAAACAAUACGGUUCUUGGGAUGACGUUUACACCGUCUCCAUCGGUAACGAAUUGGUUAACGCUGGUUCCGCCACUCCAUCUCAAAUCGGUCAAUACGUUUCCACCGGUAGAUCUGCUUUGAGUGCUGCUGGUUACAACGGUCCAGUUGUCUCCGUCGACACUUUCAUCGCUGUCAUCAACAACCCUGAAUUGUGUAACUACUCUGACUACAUGGCUGUUAACGCUCAUGCUUUCUUCGACCAAAACACUGUCGCUGCCGAUGCUGGUUCUUGGGUCUUACAACAAAUCCAAAGAGUUUGGACUACUUGUGGUGGUUCCAAGAACGUUUUGAUCACUGAAACUGGUUGGCCAUCAAAGGGUGACAACUGUGGUGUCGCCGUUCCAUCCGAAGCUAACCAAAAGGCUGCUAUUUCCAGUAUUGAACAAACCUGUGGUAACGAUGCCAUCUUAUUCAACGCUUUCAACGACUACUGGAAGGCUGAUGGUGCUUACAACAGUGAAAAGUACUGGGGUAUCUUGGACUAA